GCAAACUCUAAGCUAACGUUACAAAAUGUCUCUUUUUCGCUUCUAAAGCAUGAAAAGAAAAGUGAUCCUCAUCUGUGGUGUCCUGUUUCUCUUGGCCGGGUGUCUGACUCUUUAUGCGCUGUGGAGAUCCAAAGAGGAGAUGUCUGAUCGCACUUUGGACUAUUUCUGGAGCCUUGGUUUGAUCAAAAGAGAAGAUGCAGCGGACAUCACCUGGGCCCACGCGGUGAACAGUAGAAGCAAACUGACGGAGGCUUUGAAAGAUUCGCCCCUGAUGCUUGAGGCUGACGUUCUAAUGCGAGCUCUAGAACCUAAAGAGCCAAUCAUGGCCCACCCCCCACAGACAGACAGUGACAUCACUCUGGAGGCGUGGCUUCAGGAGCUCAAAACUAACCACAAGGGGAUCAAACUGGACUUUAAGAGUCUGGAAGCCGUGGCCCCCUCUGUGCAGUUGCUGGAGCAGAUCCUGGGCCACUCAUCUCGUCCCGUGUGGGUGAAUGCAGACAUACUGCCUGGUCCAGGGGGUGUGGCCUCCCCUUUAGAUCCCCAGAGGUUCUUGUCCGCUGUGGGGACUCUGCCUGAGGACACUGUGCUGUCUCUGGGAUGGACCACCGGCUGGACCCCCGGAGCAGACAACCCAGGUUACAGUUGGGAGAUGGUGCGUGAGAUGGAGCAGAUUUGUAGAGGAGUGAAUAAUCCGGUGACAUUCCCGGUUCGAGCGGCUCUGAUGGGUCAGUCUGUGCCUCAGCUGCUCUGGCUCCUGCAGCAGUCGCACAGGUACAGUCUGACCGUGUGGACGGGGCAGAGCGACUCCUUUAAAAUGGAGGAUCUUGUUGAGUUCAGGAAACAGCUGGAUCCUCACCGAGUUUACUACGACCUGCCGGACGACCAGAGGAGCACACUGGCUCUAACCGACCCUUAAAGAGGACUAAAUAUAUGACUGAUCAGGACUUUUACUCAGGUUUACAAAAGACUGACACACAGGUGCUCUGAACUAUCAUGCAAUCGUGCAUCGGCUACUACUGCCUGGAUUCAGUUUGAAAGAUCAUUUUGGAAGCAAUUACAUGUAGCAUUGUCAAAUCCAAUAUGCUUCAGACACUGAAUCAAAAGCAUUAUUUAAAUCAAUAAACAGUGCUACAGAAUCAUCAAGGGCUAAGAAAAUGUCAUUGAAGACCUGUGGUUGCAGUGACCGUACUAUGCCCUUUUCUGAA
This is a messenger RNA of Periophthalmus magnuspinnatus, 1208 nucleotides long. RefSeq names its product family with sequence similarity 151 member B (gene fam151b). Lineage: Eukaryota; Metazoa; Chordata; Actinopteri; Gobiiformes; Gobiidae. The record is from RefSeq and is a predicted model, not a curated record. The transcript is spliced from 6 exons. The coding region runs from base 50 to 919 and encodes 289 amino acids.